Molecule: messenger RNA, 1257 nt
Organism: Dalotia coriaria
Lineage: Eukaryota; Metazoa; Arthropoda; Insecta; Coleoptera; Staphylinidae
Exons: 2
Coding region: 105-1181 (358 amino acids)
Source: RefSeq, a predicted model, not a curated record
GUAAUACCAACUAAAUUUUGUUCUCUAUAAAUAAAUAAUCCAAAAAAAUAAAAAGUCAAAUAGUAAAAAUUCGCUGUAUAAAUAUUAAACUCGUUGAAUAAUUAAUGAUAACUUGUCUGUGUUCAAGAUGCCUAGCCACGCCUUCUUCUAACCUGUCAACAAUGACCAUCAACCAAUGCGUGUUGAAGUUGAAGGCGGCGCAAAGAUGUCUUCUACCACAAAACACCAACAACUACUCCAGGAUUAACAACACACCGCGAGUAAUCAAUUUAAAUUCACCACCACAACAACAACGUCAAUUCGCCUUCUGGAGCAAAACAUCCUCCUGCGAUAAACAGGAAGUAAUCCUUAAGGAAUGCCCGACACGCGCUUGCAACGCACCGAAAAAAGGAUGGUUCAGCUGGUUAUUCUCCAGUAACAAAAAGGACACGCCCACUAAAGAAAUACCAGACGUACGAUGCUGUCGGAAAAAAUAUUGUAGACAAAUGCAAAAUGAUCCACAACCGGAUUUAUCUGAAUAUGGUGGACAAGCCUAUCGAACUUGUGGUAUCGCCUACGUGAUCCAACGUGACCGCCUCCAACCGAAACGCCCUUGUGAAUCCAAAGAAGACCGAAUUCUACGCGAAAUCGAAACACCGCCGGAUUUAAAAUCGCGUAUGAUACAUGACGACCCAAUCAAAGACAGCGAUAACCUAUUCUCACGCCUCGUGGAAAUGUCCGAUCUGGGUCUACAUCCGCUGUAUAAAAAAAUCGCCGCCACGCCUCUCAAAGAAGGCCCCAACACAUGCAAACACAUCCGGCCUUAUCGAGCGCUAACCGGCCCGAUAGACCACUCACACCUCCCAGCACAGAUCAAAAUCAACCGUAGCCAACUCGAAAGGAAAAACUUAUACUGGGUGCAUAAGAAUAUCGCACCACCCGGGGAUUUAAAAGGACGCAUUAUGGAAACCAAAGCGUUACCGAAACAUUCCACCAUCGGUUGGUACAGAUGUAAAGAUACAAAAAAGAGUGAUGUGUUUGAUGUGGAUAGGUGUGCAAAUGCGAAUGUUAAACGUGAUGUUGUCUUUGAUAGUUUAAAACAAAAAGAGAUGGAUUUCACAGGGAAAUGUAAGAAUGUCGAUCAAUAUGAUAGAAAUGAGAUGGUGUACAAUCCUAAUCCAGUAACAGGCGUGAGUUGUUGAAAAAAAAAGAAAUCAAGUUAUGCUACGAUAAAAACGAAAAGAAAAAAUAAUAAUAAAUGUUUGGUAUUAGUCAUAA